Messenger RNA from Odontomachus brunneus, 759 nucleotides. RefSeq lists its product as uncharacterized. NCBI's taxonomy places the organism in Eukaryota, Metazoa, Arthropoda, Insecta, Hymenoptera, Formicidae. The record is from RefSeq and is a predicted model, not a curated record. Bases 96 to 557 code for a protein of 153 amino acids. The transcript is spliced from 4 exons.
UAGUUUUUAUCUUCAACAGCCCCUCCCGAAAAAAAGAAUUUUGUCUUUCGAAAACACAAGUUGUACAGACCUCGACAACACAACACGUGAAUACUAUGUCGCGAUUAAGUGUUCUCAUGCGCGAAUGUAUCGUCGCGGGUUCUUACGCGGACCCGAAUAUCGAUCGCGAGAAAUAUUUAUCUCGCGUAUCGGAAAGCGACGACGCGGAAAACUAUAAUUUAUUUUAUAACUUCGUUUGCGAAUGCAGCAGCAUGCUACUCGUGUUGCUGUUUAACAGUGGAAGACUUUGUAACGAUCGGAUUCAAGAAAUUGUGAGGGAAAUCCUCAUAAUCAGACUUGAUUUCGGGGAGGAAAUGGAGGAUGUCUGGGGUAUGAUCGGGGUUGUACUCAACCAUACUAGCCCAGGAAAUUCAAACAAACAUGUGAUUUUCUCGCCUAUAAGAACGGCGGUAGAAGACGUCGAUAACGACGUGGAAAUCAUCCAAAACGAGCAAGUUAACAAAGAAGUGGAGGUAAUCGACAUUUCUGGUGAUAUCGAUGACCCACCAAUUAUCUAGGAACGCUUUCCCGACUAUGUCAUUGAUAUCAACGACCCAGCGAUUAAUUGGGAACAUUACCCCAUUGCCGAGAUUCCGCUCCAGAAACGAAUAACCCCUCCGUUCAUGAUUCACCCUCCAGAAUAUUCUAGAGCACUCGAGACAUUCCGAAAACUAUGCGAAAAAAAAUUUCUCUAAUGUAUGCGUACCUAUGUAGAUACUU